Spodoptera exigua (beet armyworm) is the source of this 1802-nucleotide messenger RNA. Lineage: Eukaryota; Metazoa; Arthropoda; Insecta; Lepidoptera; Noctuidae. The record is from the annotation of a GenBank genome assembly.
UUCAGUUUGCUGUGAACACCGCCUAGGGAGUGUUGUGUCUGAAGUUGUUUUGUUUACACACGACCGCUUUGCUGUUUGCUGUUUUUGAAAAUGAUAAUAUGGAUUCUCUGUGCGGUUGUGGUAGUGGUGCUGUUGGUUCUCUACAUCAGACAGUUCUACUCGUUAUACAAGGAUGGUAUUAAGUUCCACACACCUGUCCCACUGCUGGGCAACAUGACCUCAGUCAUGUUACGUCGUGAACACUAUGUGUACAAUCUACAGAAGUAUUAUAACAGUUUUCCUGAAGAAAAGUUUGUGGGCAGAUUUGAAUUCAUCACAAAGUUUAUUUUAGUUCGUGAUAUUGAACUGAUCAAGAAGGUCGCUAUCAAAGACUUCGAGCAUUUCACCGAUCACCGCAGCUUUGAUGGCGAAUCUUUCUUCAAAAAGACUUUGUUUCUUAUGAAAGGGCAAGAAUGGAAAGAUAUGCGCUCUACGUUGAGUCCAGCCUUUACAAGCUCUAAGAUACGAUUAAUGGUACCUUUCAUGAUGGAGGUUGGAGACCAGAUGAUACAUUCACUAAACAAGAAAUUGGAGGAUGCAAAAGAUGAUUAUGUAGACAUUGAUUUUAAGGACCUCACAACACGGUACGCUAAUGACGUGAUAGCAUCAUGUGCGUAUGGUCUUAAAGUAGAUUCUCAGGCUGAGCCGAAUAACCAAUUCUACAAUAUGGGCAAGACUCUAUUUGAUUUCAAUUUCGUUAGAAUGAUUAUGUUCUUCGUUUUGUUGAAUGCACCAAAAGUUGCCAAGAUGCUUAAUUGGGAUAUUGUACCAGCUGCGGUGAGGACAUUUUUCACAGAUUUGGUGCUGGACACGAUGAAGGAUCGACAGCAACGAAAUAUCAUCAGACCAGAUAUGAUCCACUUACUAAUGGAAGCUAAAAAAGGAAAAUUAUCACAUGACGAUAAACCCAAUGAUAAUUCUACUGGUUUUGCUACUGUCGAAGAAUCUUCAAUCGGAUUAAAAAAAGUAGUAAAUCGAGAUUGGAGUGACAUCGACCUAAUUUCUCAAGCAUUCAUUUUCUUCAUCGCUGGCUUUGAAACUAUUUCAACUGCUAUGUCUUUUAUGAUGUAUGAGUUGGCAGUAAACCCUGAUGUACAGAAUCGUUUGGUACAGGAGAUCAAGGAAAAUGAUGCUAAGAAUGGUGGCAAGUUCGACUUCAACUCCAUUCAGAGCAUGAGCUAUCUGGACAUGGUUGUGUCAGAAGUUUUAAGACGAUGGCCACCAGCUAUUGCUGCUGACAGAGAAUGUAUAAAAGAUUACAAUAUGGGCAAACCAAAUAAGGGUUCUAAACAAGAUUUCAUUAUUCGCAGAGGUACUAGCGUCAUGAUUCCAACUGUCGCCAUCCACAACGAUCCUCAGUACUUCCCACAACCUGAAAAGUUCGACCCUGAGCGCUUCUCUGAAGAAAACCGACACAAGAUUAAUAUGAAUGCCUACAUCCCCUUCGGAAUUGGUCCUAGGAAUUGUUUAGGUUCAAGAUUUGCUCUCUGUGAGUUGAAGGUGAUGGCAUACCAGCUCUUACGCCACAUGGAACUGUCCCCAUGUGAGAAGACCUGCAUCCCUGCCAAACUUGCUGUUGACAACUUAAACAUCAGACUUCAUGGAGGACACUGGCUUAGAGUUAGACCUAGAAAGUGAUAAACAAGGCAUUUAUGUUAUUACACACAUAAAAAAUGUUAUUCUUAAGAUCUUUCACUGUAAAGUUCUCAACAAUGUGCUCAACCAUAAUUAUUCUAUGAUGUACAUAUGGCGUCUCAUGGCGA